Molecule: messenger RNA, 1779 nt
Organism: Phaedon cochleariae (mustard beetle)
Lineage: Eukaryota; Metazoa; Arthropoda; Insecta; Coleoptera; Chrysomelidae
Source: the annotation of a GenBank genome assembly
AUGCUGUUUCCUUGGAAAUAUCUGCAGAAGAGUGUCCCGCUCUUUGCUUGGUCCAGAGAUUACAACAUCGAUAAAGCAGUUUCCGAUUUAGUGGCUGGUAUCACAGUAGGGCUAACUUUGAUACCACAGUCCAUAGCUUAUGCCUCUUUAGCUGGGCUAGCACCACAGUAUGGCCUUUAUUCGUCGCUAUGUGGAGGUUUGAUUUACGUAUUUUUCGGAACGAUUCCUGAACUCAGCAUAGCUCCCACUGCCCUUCUCUCCCUCUUGACGAUCUCUUACACGAAAAAUCUGAGUUUCGGAAAUGUCCAUGGUGCCAUACUAUUAUGUUUUUUGGCAGGAUGUGUCGAACUCUUGUGCGGAAUUGUGCAUUUAGGUUUUCUGGUCGACUUCGUAUCCUCACCUGUUGUAUCUGCUUUCACCUCUGCAAGUGCCAUUACCAUAGCCUCUUCUCAAGUGAAGAAUCUGAUUGGAGUAAAAUUCGAGGGCGAAACCUUCUAUACUAUAUGGAAAAACGUGUUCGAACACAUCACAGAGCUGAAAUUGGCAGACACCAUCUUGGGACUAUCUUGCUGUGCUGUUCUUCUAUUUAUGCGUAAACUGAAAGAUUAUGGUGCUCCUCUCAUAGACAGUGGGAAGAAACAAUCGACGUUCAAAAAGAUGAUUUGGUUGUUUUCAGUUGCAAAAAAUGCUUUGGUGGUAGUUUGCUGUGCAGCAGCUGCAUUUGUUCUAGAUUACUACAAUGAGACACCCUUCACACUGACAGGAAGAGUUCCGACAGGUUGGCCGAAUGUUUCACUGCCACUAUUCUAUUUGGAGAAAGGCAAUACGACCAUCACGUUCAAGGACAUGCUGUAUGAACUGGAAACUGGCAUUAUUUUCGUUCCUUUUAUAGCCAUUCUUGCCAAUAUUGGUAUAGCGAAGGCAUUUGCCAAAGGAAAAGCCGUCGACGCUUCCCAGGAGAUGAUAGCCGUAGGUCUUUGUAAUAUUGUUGGAUCGGUAUUCGGAUCGUAUCCAGUGAACGCGUCCUUUUCCAGGGCAGCUGUGGGCAGCUCUAGCGGGAUCAGAACUCCUCUGGCAGGGGUUUACACAGCUGCAAUGGUGUUUUUGGCUUUCACAUUACUGACACCGUAUUUCCCUUAUAUCCCCAAAACCACUUUGGCAGCUGUGAUAAUAUGCGCAGUCAUAUUCAUGGUUGAACUGAUGAUUGCUCAGAGAAUUUGGAAAACCAACAAAUUGGACCUGUUUCCCUUCACAAUAACGUUUAUAUGUUGCCUGGUUAUUGGAAUUGAAAUGGGGAUACUGAUAGGCAUCUUGGUUGAUAUAAUCAAAGUUUUAUAUGUUUCUGCUAGACCAAAAGUAUCCAUUGAUCAAAUUAUAAUAGGGACUUCACCGGGAUAUGUACGGAUCACGAUAUUGUCCUCGAUGCCAUUUUUUUCUGCUGAGUAUGUAAGGGAAACUGUCUUGAAAGAGGAUCUCCUCAAAAUAGGAACCCACCAAUAUGUUGUUAUCGAUUUAGGGAGGAUUGAAUCGAUGGAUUACACAGCUGUCAUGUGCAUGGGUGAACUGAUCAAAGAUUUGAAGAAUAACGAGAAAAAAGUCUUCCUGCUCCUAGACAAGGAAUAUAUCAUAAAUUGUCUGAAAGGCGUCUGUGGGAAAGAUUUAGUUAUAUGCGCCACAGAAUGGGAUCUUCAGAAUUCCAUUUCAGAACAUCAAGAUGCAUCUGCGACAUCUCUUGCGAUUGAUGUGAGAAAUGAAGUUGAGAAAACGACUAAAUUGUGA